Molecule: messenger RNA, 912 nt
Organism: Funneliformis geosporum
Lineage: Eukaryota; Fungi; Glomeromycota; Glomeromycetes; Glomerales; Glomeraceae
Source: the annotation of a GenBank genome assembly
AUGCAUAAACAUAGAACAAAUAAAUUUCGUAUAUUUAUUGAAGAUAGUAGUAGUUCUCAAGAAGAAAAUAAAGAAACUGCAAGAUCAGAAAAUAUAAUGAAAAGCGAAGAGAAAGAAACAAAUGAAUUUCAAGAGGAAAAAGAAGGAGGUAGGGAGUCUGAAGAGGAAAAACCUAAAUCACUUAAACUUUAUCAUAGGUUAAAGAAUUAUAGCAGUCAAGGAAAAAAAAUUAAAAUGAAUGACAAUACUAGUGAGGAAUGCAAUAACAAUUCAGAAGAUAAUUUAUUAAAGACAAUACAAAAUAAUGGAAUAUCGAGAAAAUUUAAAAGGAUUCAUAAUAAACAAAGUGACGGAUCCAAACAUAAAGGAAAAGGGGUAAUUGAAAAUUUUUGGAUAAAUGAUUAUGAUCUUGAGGGAAGUAUUGAAGAGUCGGAGAUGGAAGUUGAUCAUCGAGAAAAUGAUGAUAGUGGUGCAAGUGGACGUGAUUAUAUAAUUAUGUGUAAAAGGAAUGAGGAGGAGGAUGAAGAAAUGAAAGACGCAGAAUCACAUGUUCAUUUAAAAUUAUCUCACGAUCAAAUAUUUCAUCCAUAUCGUUUAGAUAAUAGAAUAAGAAUGAUUGAACAAACUCUUCAGAGAACAACUUGGAAAGAACAUUUAAGUGAAACGCGUAUUAAUAGAUUAGAAGCCAAAAAUUAUAAAUUAAAACAAGAAUAUAAGCAAUUAAGAAAGCAACUUAGAAGGCAAAGACGAAAAGAAAAAGAUGAUGAUGAUUCAUCACGCAGUGUAAAUCCAGAUCAAAUUCAAAACCCUGCUGGAGAAUAUUCCAAUGAAAGAAUUGGAUUUGAUUAUGGAGUGUUUGUAGCUGGAUUAGUUGGAUUUGGAUUAGGAGGUCUAGUCUCUCAUUAUUUAUAA